Ixodes scapularis (black-legged tick) is the source of this 8559-nucleotide messenger RNA. It is a transcript of the gene polybromo, whose product is annotated as protein polybromo-1. Gene Ontology annotation, biological process: chromatin remodeling. Gene Ontology annotation, cellular component: RSC-type complex. The record is from RefSeq and is a predicted model, not a curated record. The transcript has 42 exons. Gene Ontology annotation, molecular function: chromatin binding; protein binding. The coding region runs from base 14 to 5152 and encodes 1712 amino acids. Lineage: Eukaryota; Metazoa; Arthropoda; Arachnida; Ixodida; Ixodidae.
GGAAGUUGUCAGCAUGCCCAAGAGGAAGAGGUUACCGGAGGACAGAGAAGACGACGGGAAACGCAGGAAGCAGAGCAUGGAUCUGCCCGAGAUGCUGCAGUCGCUGUACAGUGCCUUGCAGAACUGCAAAGCCGAAGACGGGCACCUGCUCUGCGAAAGCUUCCUCAAAGCCCCCCGAAAAAGGAGCCAGGUGGACUACCACGAGGUUGUGACCAACCCAAUGGACAUGCUGCGUAUCCACCAGAAGAUCAAGACGGAGGAGUACGCCCACGUGGACCAGAUGGCCAGCGACGUGGAGCUCAUGGUGGCCAACACCAAGGCCUACUACAAGGAAGAUUCGCAGGAAUGCAAGGACGCAGAGGGUCUCUGGCAGGCGUUUGACUCUGCCAGGCAGGCGCUCCUCACCAUCAGGGACGACGACGACGACGACAUGGACCCGCAGACCCCAUGUCCCGGGGGGGAGUCGUCGGACGAAGAGCACUACGAGGAGCUCUUCACCGCGGUGAUGAUGGCCACGGACUCGGAGGGCCGGUGCGUCAGCUCCAUGUUCCAGCUGCUCCCGUCUAGGGUGCUGUAUCCAGAGUACUAUCGGAUCAUCAGCGAGCCCGUGGAUCUCAAGAUGAUCGCCACGCGCAUCCAGGACGGGUCGUAUGCAUCCUUGGCAGAACUUGAGAAGGAUCUCAUGCUUCUGGUGAAGAACGCCAAAACCUUCAACGAGCCGGGGUCCCUCAUCUACAAGGACGCCACGGCACUCAAGAAGGUGAUCCGCAUCAAGAAGGCCGAGAUCGACCAGCGGAGAAACGCUCCCGGGAAAUGCAGCGAGCGGAUACGUUCCAGGCGGCUGCAGACGAGCCAGAAGCUGUCGGCCAUCACGGCCGCGCUCAAGUACGAGGAUGCGGACCCCAUGGAGGGGCUGGGGCCCCCCCCGGCUCCGAGCCCCCCCGUGGCCCCCAGCCCCCCCGUGGCGGCGGCCAGCCCACCCCCCAGCGUCGGGGACGAGAGCGACAACGACUCGGGCACCGAGGACCCUGUCAACAGCCCCGCCUGGCAGCUGCUCGAGGCAGUCAGGAGCUACCAGCACCAGGGCUACUUCCUGUCUGAGCCCUUCGUCAAGCUGCCUUCCAAAAAGCUUUACCCCGACUACUUCAGGGAGAUCAAGCAGCCCAUCUCGCUCAACAAGAUUGCGGCCAAAAUCAAGACGGAGGCCUACGCGAGCACCAUGGAGGCAGUGGACGACCUGAACCUGCUGUUCGAGAACGCCAAGCGCUACAACCGGCCUGACUCAAAGAUCUUCAAGGACGCCGUGCGGCUUCAGAAAGUGAUGCAGACCAAAGCACGAGACCUCAUCAACUACCAGAUCAAGGUGACGACCUCCAUCGCGGACUCCGACAGCGACGGGGGUCAGGAGGCGGAGUCCCGGCGCAGGGGCCCCAAGAAGGGCAGUCCCCGAGGACGGCCGCCCCUCUCCACGCCGGGGGAGCUCAAGAAGCGUUUGAAGCUACUCAUACGCUCCCUGCUCAACCACACGGACGAGAUGGGGCGUCCCCUCAUCUCCAUCUUCAUGGAGAAGCCCCUGCGCAAGGACUACCCUGACUACUACGAGAUCAUCAGCAACCCCAUCGACAUGCGCACCAUAGAUGAGAACGUCAAGGCCAACCGGUAUGCGUCGGAGGAGGCCAUGCUGGCCGACCUGCGUCUGAUGUUCGCCAACUGCCGGCUGUACAACGAGGAGGGCUCCCAGAUUUACCGGGACGCAGACACCUUGGAGAGGGCGCUGCACGACAAGCUGCGCGAGCUGGGACCCCUGUACGACUCUCGAGCCUCACGCACCAUGCCCCGCCGGAACAAGAGCCGCAACCACAAGCUGCGCGUCCUCUACGACACCAUCAAGGAGUACACCGACCCCAAGGGACGCAAGCUGUCCACCAUCUUUAUGAAGCUUCCUUCCCGAGCGGAAUACCCGGACUACUACGAAGUGAUCAAGAAGCCCAUCGACAUGGAGCGCAUAGCGACUCGCCUGCUCAAGUACAACCAGUACGACUCGAUGGACGACCUGCUGGCGGACUUUGUGCUGCUGUUUGACAACGCCUGCAAGUACAACGAGCCAGACUCGCAGAUCUACAAGGACGCGCUGAUCCUGCAGAGGAUAGCCCUGCAGACCAAGAUGGAGCUGAGCAGCGAGGACCUGGAGGACGGAGGGGUGCCCGACGUCCGGGGCCUGGUGCAGGAGCUGCUCACCAACCUCUUCAUCUCCGUCUACAACCACCAGGACGAGGAAGGCCGCUGCUACAGUGAUUCCCUGGUUGAGCUGUCGGAGUCUGAUGAGUCGAGCCAGCAACCGCCAGCCAUGGGCGACGAAGACAGGAAAUCUCCCCUAUCACUGGACUUGAUCAAGCGCAAGCUGGACAAGGGCUGCUACCUGCGCCUGGAUCGCUUCCAAGAGGAGAUGUUUGAGGUGUUCGAGCGGGCGCGGCGGGUGUCCCGCACCGACUCCCAGGCCUUCGAAGACUCCGUUGAGCUGCAGUCGUACUUCAUCCGUCUGCGCGACGAGCUGUGCAGCCAGGGGGAGGUGCUCCAGAGCCCCGCACUGAACUUCGGCCAGUCGGACCUCACCCAGAACGUAGACACGAUGCGAGCCCAGAAGCUUCCGCUGGAGCAGCAGGAGGCCGCCGCCGAGGCCGACGCGGAGCGCUCGUCGCGGGGAUCGCCCAAGUGCCAAGCUGCGAAGACAAAUUCCAGUUUUGACCUCGCCAGCAAAAAGGAAAGAGAGGAAGACAAGGGCCAGGAGAUGUCUUCCUCGGAGAGCACGGAGCACAGGGGCAUCGUGAUUCGCGUAGGGGACUUCGUUUAUGUUGAGCCCCGGGAGAAGGGCAUGCAGCCGCACAUCACCAACGUGGACCGGCUGUGGCGGGACAAGAACGGGGACCAGUGGCUCUACGGCUGCUGGUUCUACCGCCCCAACGAGACCUUCCACCUUGCCUCCAGGAAGUUCCUCCAGAAGGAGGUGUUCAAAAGCGACAACUACAACUCCACCCCGGUGAACCAGGUGCUUGGAAAGUGCUACGUCAUGCCCGUCCGGGACUACUUCAAGAGCAGGCCGGAGGGCUUUGAAGACAAGGAUGUGUAUGUGUGCGAGUCCCGCUAUUCUGCCAAGGCCAAGGCCUUCAAGAAAAUCAAGAUCUGGAACUUCUUCCCCAACGAACAUACGGAGCUGCUACCUCGGGAAGAAGUGCUCUCGCCGAUUCGGGUGCCCUCCGUGUUCAAAGAGGGUGCGGAGCGCACCGGCAGCGGCGACGCCUUUGGCCUGGGGCUCCAGGACGAAUUUGCGGUGGUGGAACGACCGCGCCCGAAUGUGUCUCUGCCGGCUCCAGGCGACGAGGAAGGCGUCACCUACUACGAGCAGCUCAACCUCCCCUCUGGAGUCUUCAAGCUGGGCGACUGCUGCUACGUCCGCACAGAGCACUCCAAAACCCUGAUCGGCCGAAUCGACAAGAUGUGGAUGGACCGAGAGGGUAACGGGUUCUACCACGGGCCCUGGUUCGUGCUCCCCGGGGAGAUCCAGCACCCGGCGUCACGCGUCUUCUACCGCCAGGAGGUGCUGCUCAGCUCUAUCGAGGACACCAACCCCCUGCUGAGCAUCAUGGGCCGCUGCUGCGUGCUGGACUCCAAGGACUACUCCGCAGGUCGACCUACCGAGGUGAACGAGGCGGACGUGUACAUCUGUGAGUCCCGGUACAUGGAGGCGGAGCGUCAGAUACGCAAACUGCCCAAGGGCCUCAAGAAGUUCUCCCACUCGGAUGCGGUGACGCCGGACGAGGUGUAUUACUUCAAGAACCCCAUUGCGCCCCAGAAGAGCGAGGCGAGCCUGUCGGACACCGGGGACGCCCAGCCAACGGCGGACGAGAUGUCCCCGAUGCUGUCCCGCAUCGCCUCCGAGACGGACAACGAAGAGUCCAACGACGUCCCAGGUUCCUCCCUCGCGCGGGAGGACAGCAACCUGUCCUCGGCCUCGGGCAAAAAGAGGAGCUCCAAACGUGUGGUGACGGGUUACCUGCUGUUUUCGAGUGAGAUCCGCAAGUCGAUAGUGCAGUCGAAUCCGGACCGCUCGUUUGGAGACAUCAGCCGCCUGGUGGGCAACGAGUGGCGCAACCUGCAGGGCCCCCAGAAGGCGGACUACGAGGAGCGAGCCCUGCGGCUGAGCAGCGAGGACACGGGGGACAGCAGCCUGCCCCAGAGCCCCGCCUCAUCGGCCCACGGGGAGGGCAGUCGGGACGGGGUCCCGCCCCCGGGGGGACGGCCGGGUGGCCCCGCCCCCGGCGACUUUGCCACCCUCUCGACCACAGUGUACGAGUGCCUGUGGGACGGCUGUGACGCUCAGUUUGACUGCCAGCAGGACCUUGUGGACCACCUGGCCCAGGACCCCAACGGACAAGUGUACCAGUCCUACUUGGGAUUCAAGGCAAACAAAGACAGCAAUGAGUUCCAGUGCCUGUGGCUGAACUGCCCCAGAGUCAAGAAGAGCAUCCCGCCGUUCCCCAACAUUCAGAAGCUGCUGCGUCACGUGAGGGAGGUCCACGUCAAGGUCGCCGGGCGUAUUGUCAUGCCGGACGUCAAGCACAGGUCUGUUCCCAAGAAAAGCCAGAGCACACCCACAGUUCCGCCAGUGGUGGGGCCACCCCUCAUCCCUCAGCAACCCUUGCACCACCAUUUCGCACCCCCGUUGCACCCCGUGGGCACGCCCCAGCUGCCCCACGGCGUCCCGCAACACCCCCACGGUUUGCCGCAACACCCCUACGGCUCCCUUGGACAGCACUGCCCGCCGCCGUGGCCGCCGGGUGCGGUGCCCCCGGCAGUGCCCGAACGAACGCUGGAACCCAUCUUCGUGGCGCCUCCCCCCCACCCGCACAAGCUGCUUCACACGUACGCGUACAUCCGGUACAUAGAGCAGCUGCAGCCCGAGGCCCGCCACGUCAGCCCAUGGGACGCCCAGCUGAAGGCAACCAAGGAGAACACGACGGUGUACGACCCCUCCCGCCUGCCGGCGCACUGGCUGGGCAACGGGGUGGCCAGCCACGGCAACGCCCUCAACGCCCUCUGGGCCCUCAGGGACUUCAUGCUCAGGGACGCCUUGGGCAUCGCCCGCAUCUCCUGAGCGUCUUGCCCGCGUCUCGAGACGCUUCCGCGUGCGUCCGUUGUGAUUGUUUUGGAAAGUCACGUCGCGCGACGGGCUCGCGCCCGCUGCUCUUUUGUUGCGUUUGGGACGGACGUCCGAAGGGGCCGUGCACACGUGCCGCGCGGUCGCCCGCGGGCUACGACGUUUUGACUUUGACGAGCUCCCGGCCUCGACGUUGCCUCGGUGGUAGAGUCGUCGGAAGAUACGGAUAAUGGCGAGUUUUAGAGUGGCAUGUGCUGAGGGCUCUCUAACUUUUUAAUCUCGAGGAACCGCCAUUGGCUUAAAAUGGCAGCCAAAGAUUUCAUGUUGGUCGUGAUACCGACUUAAUGAGGAUGCAGACCUUAUACACGACAAGACACAUGCUGGGAGUGCUUGGCUCGUAGCUUUGUGUUAGUGAGUGGCUCCAGCCCACUGAAAUAGAUCUUAGAGGGGUAGUACAACGAUUUGAAUGUUGAAAGAAUUUGCAGCAUGUAUAUUUUAUAUUGUUUAUCUAGACACAAAACACAAAAAAGCGCCACCUUGCCCCAGGAAACUGCUAUUCUGCUGUGUAAUUGUGAAGGAAAAAAAACUAAUUAUUUGCCCAUCAGCAGCCGGGAUGGGCGGUUAUGAAAACUACGGUGGAACGUCACCUGGGUACACGCGGAAGUCAACAAAACCUGUCCCCCUCCACUGCUACACUCGCGGUCAGCCCCAAGGUGAACCGUCUUUAGCGUCGAUCGCUCGCCGCGACCUUCGGCUGUGCUAAUCCUCGAAAGGUCAACAUUUGCAGAGGAAGCGGCAGGGGGAUCUCAAGAGAGAACCUAACGGGAAAGCAAGUGGUCCCCCGGAGUAUGUCACUCGAAGGACGACGUGAAAGUUGACAGGCACUUUGACCUUUGGUUUGUUUCAUUUUUUUAAAUAAAAACUAGAGCGCGCAACAAUAGUGAAAGACGGGCUAGUUGCUACAUCGUUCCUUUUGACAAAAGCGCCACAAGACAAGGACAUAAAGUAAGAGACACAGCUGAACGUGUCCAAGGAGAACUUUGCGUCCUCGUCUUAUGCAUGCGCAAGAAAACACGGUUUGUCUGUUCUUCUUUCUAAAGGUGACGCAGAUUACUUCCCGCAGUUAAUUGGCUAAAGUCCGAAAAUCGUUGCACCGCCCCUUUAAACUUGGAGAACACUGCUUGGGAAAGGGUCGGUCGAGGAAAUUGCGGAGCUUAAGGAGUGCACGGGGUACUCUGGGGAAUCCAGUUUGAGAGCCCGUGGCAAAAGCAAAGAACUAGCGUCGAUCUAAAGCGGAGUGGCGGCCAUGCACAGUGGCGACGUCGCAACUUCUUGGCGUAGGCAGAGUUUUUGCAUCUUGCGGUGCUCUAGAACUCGCCAACGUAGAGUGGGCGCCGACCACCCGAAAUGCACGACACCUGGUGGCCGCCCCUAGAACUUGCCACAACGCCAAGUGCGUUCGUGGGAAGUCUCGCCGGUUCUCUCACCGUAGAUUAAUGGCGGUACAGGUUCCACGUUCGUGACUUCCGUGAGUCGUGCGGCAAUUGCAGUUUGCCUUCGUCUCUACGCGGGAUAACUCUGACGUUUGAGAGCACGCUCUUGCCCUCGCAGCGCUAAUUAAGGGGUUGGACGCGACGUGUCGCGCAUGCUUCGCCCGAUCGACGUGGCCUUGGCACUUUUCGUAUCUUCUACGACGCUACGUGCGCAGUCGACAAUCGUGCGUAGUCGAGGCAGCCCGGAGGCCGGUGAGUCGGAAUAACGGAAAAUUGACUCCAUCCGUUUUAAAAGGUGUCGGUAUAACCGCAUUUCUGCCCAUAUCUUUCUGUUUAAAACCACUGAAAAGACACGCUCGUGUGUACCGUAACAUUUCCACAAAGUCCUCUCUAAACUGAAAUGCAUAUGCAUUAAAAGAAAGUUUGCUUAAAGUCUGGGAAGGGGGUGCCUAAGCUAUUACGAUGAUGGGUUGGUCUGACAAACUAUACAAUCCACAGGGAAUCUCUUUUGGGCAGCCUGGCUGCACCAUGCAUUUGUCGCUUGCAAUGAUUCUUCCGCUGCAUUGAGUUCACGAUUGCCGUUUGCCUAUCUAUGAAGUGCUGCCACGUAUGGACUGUUCUAAACCUACCUGGGACUUUGCAGGUACACAUAUGCUGCUCUUUUCUUUUCUUUUUCGAAGGGUCGGAAAUUUUAUGUGCCCGACGAGCGACGGCAGUUUUAUUUCGAGGUUUUCUUACUUGGAGGUUUUGUUACGUUGACGAAACUGGGACUUCUUUUACAACAAAGUGUACACGGACGCUUGCCUCCCUGCUGGGUACACUUCUCCCCAGGCACCAGUGCGCUGCAGGGAACCGGCAGAUGGUGAAACAGUAACUGCGUUUGAUUUACCUGCAUUUCCUGCACCGGUGCACCUCCUGCACUGAUGCAGAAAAGUGUAGGGCAAUGUAUUUGUGGCAUGUGUGUUGAGAUAUGACCGGAAGUAGGCCACCCUACAUUUUUCUGCAUUGUUGCAGAAGGAGCAGGUAAAUCGAACCCAGCUAGUACAAUGUGGCGGUCAUAGCUUCAAAAUGGGAUGUGCAAAUAUCAAAACUUUUAAAUGUGAAUUAAUAUGAAUACACAGCAUAAAACCCUGGUGUUGAAUACUGAGAUGUGCAUAUUGAAUUUACCAACAGUUAGUCAAAAACUGGUAUGUACAGCAAACUGGACUCCAAUCUUCCUAAUUGUGGAAGUUUUAUUGACAAAAUAACCAUCAUUAGAUGUCAUUCUUAUUUGGAGAUAAAUCAAAUUUUGGGAAUGUUUUAUUCACAUAGUACAAAAUCUUUAGUAUUUGCAUGCCCAGUUCGAGAGUUCUGACCUUGCAUUUAAACUACCAUUAUUUGCCGUUCUAUCUUUGGGUGACUCAAGGUAACCAUUUGUGUUAUAGGCGUAAUGUCAUUAAUUGAUAUUGACAGUUAAACAGUAUUGUCUUCAUUUAAAGUGACUCAUAGUUUUACAUCUGCUUGUGUGACUAGCUCAAAUGAGGUGUUCUUCGUUCAGGGGAGAGAUACACUAUUAAAUUAAACCUACGAGGUUGCAGGUGGCAAAAGCUGCUGAGGCGUUGAGAUCACCUUUUUAACUUAUUAUGUUUUGCAUAAGGUAUGCUUUAAGAUGUCUGCCAUUAAAAAAAACAGUGCAAGCAGAUUUUUUUUUUCUUGUUUUGAGCGGUGGUUUGCCUUUCGCAUGACUACGAAGCAGCUAUGGUUGCUAUUGUGCCACUUUUUUUUUAUCUGCAGUUAUCCGGAUGCAUUGUGUGUGCAUUGAUGCGGGUUUUGCUGCAAGUGGCAUAUUGUAAGUGUUUACAAUAUGAAUUUUUAUUUUUUCUUCAUUUGUGAACAUUUUCAAAUUUUUAAUAAAGGUCAUUGCAUCGUGAA